This is a messenger RNA of Hyaloperonospora brassicae, 1176 nucleotides long. The record is from the annotation of a GenBank genome assembly. NCBI's taxonomy places the organism in Eukaryota, Oomycota, Peronosporomycetes, Peronosporales, Peronosporaceae.
AUGACGGGUGGCAAUCGGUUUACGUUGAACCCGUUCCCCGACUUGAUCUUGACGCCCGACGACCGCGCGCAGCUCAUUGCCAUUGCCCAUGACCUCGUGCUGGAGAAGUUUGUCGAGUACCAAGAGCACUUGACGAGGCACAAGUUUGUCGACCCGACGCAGUGGAAAAAGUAUCAAAAGGACGGGAGCACGACCAUGUACUUGGACCGGCGGAAACGAGCCGAGGCAGAGGACUCGCCCCUCCCGGCGUUGCUCAUGGUCGGGCCAUUGCCCGGCACGCUCGACGAAAACAUGUUUGGCCUCGUGAGUCCCACGCUCGAAGCCAUGCGGAUCAAGUCGUCGUACUUGCGCGACUUUAACGCAGCGGCUGUGCUCGCAACGAUUGUCGAGCCGACGGAAAUGGACCCGUUCCGCUCGCUCGUGGUCAAGUGGAUGGAGAUUGACAUCCCUGGCGCGUCGAUCGGCUUUGUGCGCAAUCGCGACUACAUUUACCUCGAGAGCACGGGCAUUAUGCGACUGGACACUAGCGAGCGCGUGGGGUACCACUUGUUGCACUCGGUGAGCUUUCCCCAGACACAUGCCCUACCGAACCGCGUGCGCGGGAAAAUGUCCUUUUGCGGCAUGUUUUACCAAGAAGGACCGGACAAGACCGACUGCCGCGGCACGGGCGUGUUGGACCCGGGCGGCGACAUGAUCCGCACGUUGGGGGUCAUGGGCAUGGCCCAAGCGACGAUGGCCGGGCUCAAGUACUCGUACUGCGGUCAGAUGAAAAAACUCGCCUGGCUGCUCGAGCAAAAGCACAAUGAAGCACGGGACCAUGGCCUCCCUGCGAUCAAACCCGAGUGCGUGACGUGCAAGAAACGCGUGCACCGACGGACGUUUGGCGACUUUGGCCGCUCGAGCCGCAGGUGCAAACUCUGCUUUGGGACCGUGUGCACGUCGUGCACAAUUGCCAAGAAACUCAGCUUUAUUGCUCCAGACCUCGAGAUGAUGCAGCGCAAAGUGGAAUUCUGUGCCCGCUGUUUGAUUGAUGCCACGCGUAUGGAUACGGAAGAAGCUGCGCGCGAGCAAUUUGUCUACAAACACACGUCGUCGUCGAGUGUGUAUGGCUCGUCGGGUCGAUACUCGUACACUACGUCGCACUCGGACGAGACGCUGAGUAUCUACGAUCAAUAA